This is a messenger RNA of Angiostrongylus costaricensis, 1500 nucleotides long. Lineage: Eukaryota; Metazoa; Nematoda; Chromadorea; Rhabditida; Metastrongylidae. The record is from the annotation of a GenBank genome assembly.
AUGGUUUUGGAAGCGAAUGAUAAAGACAGACUCGAUGAGGUAGAUAGUAUUUUGGCAGCUGAGGACGGCCAGAUCAAACGCUCUCGUGAUCCGAAGAUGUGCCAUCAUAAUGCUCGACAGAAAUGUGCUCAUUGUCUUCCUAUAGAUCCGUAUGAUGAAGAAUAUCUGAAGUCGAAGGACAUCAAGCACAUGUCGUUUCAUGCCCAUGUGCGCAAGCUGACAUCAGGACAUGGCAAAGGUUCCACACUGAAGCGUCCGCUAGAGAACAUACGAGCUACUAUCGAUUUGACUUGUCCAGCUCACAAACCGUAUCCAAAAGGUGUUUGUACAAAGUGUAAACCGCCAAUGAUGACGUUAAAUCGUCAGAAAUACCGGCAUGUUGACAACAUUUUUUUCGAAAACCAAGAUCUCGUGAAUGACUUUUUGAAUUUCUGGAGGACAACAGGAAACCAGCGUAUUGGAUACUUAAUCGGGAAGUACCAGCCGUUCUCAGACGUUCCUCUUGGUAUAAAAGCAACCGUUGCAGCAAUAUACGAGCCACCUCAGAACUGCACACCAGAUAGUGUUGAACUACUUGAAGACUCCAACGAAAAUGCUGUGAAUCAGCUUUGCAACUGGUUGGGAUUACGGCGUGUAGGUUGGAUUUUUACAGAUCUUUGGUCUGCUGACCGAGUGAAAGGAACAGUUCACUGCACAAGGCAUAAGGAUGCGUUCUUCCUUUCAGCUGAAGAGUGCAUAACAGCUGGAUUUCUUCAGUCAAUGCAUCCAAACGUAACUGAGUAUUGCUCUGACCGAUAUUUCGGCUCGAAAUUCGUGACCGUGGUUGCAAGUGGAGAUGAGCAAGAGCAAGUAAACUUCCAUGGAUACCAGGUUUCAAACCAGUGCACUGCUCUUGUGGAAGCACAACUUCUUUGUCCGACAAAUCAUCCGGAACUGGCCUACAUUAGGGAGAAGCCACUUUCAGACACGCACUACAUAACUGAUGUACAAUACACGGAAAAGAAUCAGUACGGGGCUGAAGUGCUAAAGAAUGGUCGUCCAUUGCCGGUGGAUGUGCCAACCGGUAUGCCUAAAGAGCCACAAUAUACCUUCCCACCUCCUCCAACAACUCGUUUUGCCAUUGAAAAUCGAGAAACAAUGGGUGAGACACAGGGAGGGGAGAAUAUGACUGCUUAUUGUGCCCAGUUUACUCAGAAUCAAUCCUUGGAGCAAGCAACCAACUUCCACUUCCUACUCUAUCUUAUUACCAAUCAUCUUGUACAAUUUAGCGAAACCGAAAUACAGAGGCUUUGUUUCGCAGUCAGUACACAAGAUCGACAAGCAGCAAUUGAGUGGACCCUGGAAACAGCAAACUGGCAGCAACUCGUCGCACUCUGUCUCGAGCAAGGGCAAAGCCAUGCAUCAGCAGCAGGAACAAAAUGGUCCUGCAAACAUUGCACUUUCGAGAACACCGAGCUACGAGCGGACUGUUCUAUGUGCGGUCUGCCACCGAAUGAAUAA